GAGCGUAGCGGCUCCGAUGUGAAAGGCUACGCUGGUCUCGUGAAUCAGACUUCUUAUGUAGGCUCUUUUUUCUGUCGCUCCGGUUUACUUUUCCUUUUUCAAACUCACUUCUCAAUGUCUUGGAGACAUAAUUGCCAAGUUCUUGAGCGCAGCAUGCAGGGAUUUCAACAUGCUUGGAUAAAAAGUUUUUGACAGCUCCGAUUUCGUGAUCUAGUUCUGGGGAGUUUCGGAUCUGAUCCGACUCUAGGCUACUGCUUUGCAUCCCGCAUCCUGUCAAUCAAUCGUAGACAGCAUAGUUUGGUCGUGUCGUUUCCGUAAUACAAUCCGAACACAUUUUCCCCAAAACCGGGCAACAUGACAAACUGGAGUUGGAAUAACUUUGCAUUUCUGCAUGCUUUUUAUGUCUUGUCCAUGUCCGUUGCAACGGGCAAUACAGACAACACACUUCUGAAUUUACAUAACGGCAACAGCUUGAGCCAGAGUGUGCUGCACAGUGCCGUCCCUGAGCCCCAACGCUAUGACACCACGGUACCUUUCCUGCUGGAAGGGCCGGAGCGCAAACCACUCAGCCAGCUCACGUCCAGGAGUUAUCCUGCCUCACUGAGGCUGGUGGUGGAGGCAGAAGGUGAAAAACUGGUCCUGGCACUACAAAAAAACAAGGGCCUGUUUGCAAGUCAUUAUACUGAGACACAUUACCUGGAGGAUGGGAGUCCCGUCACUGGUGCUCACAACUCUACGAAGAACUGUUACUACCAUGGAGAAGUGGAAGGCCACGCUAACUCUGACGUCACUCUCAGCACCUGCUCUGGCCUCCGGGGUUUCAUCUCACUUGAAAAUAAGACCUUCAUCCUUGAACCAUCGUUGGACCAGGACAAUUAUACACACAUCAUUUACCGAGGGGAAAACCUCAACCUGUCCUCUGGAACCUGUGGUCAUGGCUUCAACAUGUCCUCUGUUACACCUGACAACCAUCUAAGAAGCCCUUUCAGAACAUUCAGUACCAGGCACAAGAGGCACGCUCAGAAGACUACCAAAUACGUGGAGCUGAUCAUCGUUGCAGACAACAGAGAGUUUCAGAAACAGGGGAAGGACGUUGAGAGGGUGAAGCAGAGACUGGCAGAGAUAGCCAAUUACGUGGACAAGUUCUACAGGGUCCUGAACAUCCGCGUGGCCCUGGUGGGCCUGGAGGUAUGGAGCGACUCUGAUAAGUGUCCUGUCACUCAGGACCCCUUCAACACCCUGCAUGAGUUCCUAGACUGGAGGAAAGUCAAACUGCUGCCUACAAAAUCACACGACAACGCUCAGCUCAUCAGUGGGGUGUACUUCCAGGGUACCACCAUUGGCAUGGCUCCCAUCAUGAGCAUGUGCACAGUGGAGCAGUCUGGAGGCAUCGUCAUGGACCAUUCGGAAAAUCCCCUGGGUGCAGCUGUGACUUUAGCACACGAGCUGGGGCACAACUUUGGCAUGAACCACGACACCCCGGAGCGGGGGUGUGGCUGCAGGAUGACAGUGGACCGUGGGGGCUGCAUCAUGACCCCCUCCACUGGGUAUCCAUUUCCUACUGUGUUCAGCACCUGCAGUAAGAAGGACCUGGCAGCCAGUCUGGAGAAGGGAGUGGGGAUGUGUCUGUACAACAUGCCUGAGGUCAAGGUGCUCUACGGGGGACAGAAGUGUGGCAACGGAUAUGUGGAGGAGGGAGAGGAGUGUGACUGUGGAGAGCUGGAGGAAUGCAUGAACCCCUGCUGCAAUGCCACCACCUGCACCCUGAAGGGAGAUGCCGUGUGUGCACACGGACAGUGCUGUGAGGACUGCAGGCUGAAGCCUGCUGGCACACCGUGUCGAGAAUCCAGUAACUCCUGUGAUCUGCCAGAGUUUUGUACUGGUGCCAACCCCCACUGCCCUGCCAACGUGUACCUGCAUGACGGGCACUCUUGCCACAAAGUGGACGGAUACUGCUACAACGGCAUCUGCCAGACCCACGAGCAGCAGUGCAUCACACUAUGGGGACCAGGAGCCAAACCUGCCCCGGGGAUCUGCUUUGAGAGGGUCAACUCAGCAGGAGAUCCUUACGGGAACUGUGGCAAGGACUCCAAAGGAUUGUUUGCCAAAUGUGAAGCCCGAGACGCAAAGUGUGGUAAAAUUCAGUGUCAAGGAGGGGCCAACCGGCCUGUGAUUGGCACCAAUGCCGUCUCUAUAGAAACCAACAUCCCUCUUCAGGAAGGAGGGAGAAUCCUGUGUCGGGGGACGCACGUUUACCUGGGUGAUGACAUGCCCGACCCUGGACUGGUUCUGGCUGGCACCACGUGUGGAGAGGGCAUGAUGUGCCUAAAUCGUCAGUGCCAGAACGUCAGUGUGUUUGGUGUGCACCAAUGUUCAGGGAAGUGCAGCGAACGAGGGGUGUGCAACAACAAGAAGAACUGCCAUUGUGAGGAGCACUGGGCCCCUCCCUUCUGUGAGAGGGCGGGGUUUGGAGGCAGCCUCGACAGCGGACCAAUGAGACUGUCAGCCGACAGCAGGGGGGUUGCCGUGGCGAUCCUGGCCACCCUCCUCAGCCUGAUGGGUGCUGGGUUCCUGGCAUUUCUCAAGAGGAAGACUCUGGUCCGUCUGCUCUUCACCAACAAGAAGACCACCAUGGAUAAACUGAGGUCUGUUGGAUCCACCAGAACAACCAGUCCCAGCCAGACUCAGUCCAUGUACAGUUCACGACGCAAGCCCCCAGCCAAGCCCCCAGCCAAGCCUCCAGGUGCCAGCGUAUACAAGCCAUCCCACCAGAGUUUGGAGCCUCUCCUCCCUUCACACAGUUUACAUUCCCACAGCUUACGGCGGUUGCCCAACUACCAGCCCAUCCACAUCAGCCACCCCAUGCCUGUCUCCCUGAGUGUGGGACAGCAACCUCUGCCCCCAGUCCCACCCCACCACAGGGCCCUGCCGGCCCACACUGCCCUCUCCCCACCGCGGGCACCACCCUGCCACAGCCUGCCCAGACAGCAGCCCUACAGGAUAGACCAGGACCGUGAGAAGCCCAGUCCGCCCCAGAAGCCCCUGCCAGCAGACCCUCUGGACAGGCGUGUUUGGGUAGAGAGCAGCACCUCGGUGGUGGGGGUCCGCCUCCCUGGACCCAUCCCUAUCCCCAUCCCCACCGUGCCCAGGACUCUGCUCACCAUUCCACAACCAAACAGACCUGCACCCAUACAAUCCCAGAGACUGCCUAAGACUCAUCAUUUUGACCGCUGAUCACAAAGAAAUGGAGAUGGAAUAGUGGGGUGCUCUAUGGAUGGAGACCCAUAUUUGCACUACAAGACUCUACCAGACCUUUGCAACUUUGAAAGGGUCUCAGAGUUUUAGGAAAAGGGGACUGACUUCAAACAUUGGUGCUAUGCCUCUGAAAGGUGCUUUUGUUGUCCUCGCUCAGGUACAAAUGAACUAUUUAAUGUCUAUACCUUGUAACUCACGAAGCAGCAGUGUUAGGGACUGGGAGUGUACGUUCAGUUUGUCGUGAAUAAGAACUGCUUUCGCAUUCCAAGGCAUCCACUCACUUCAUAAUCUGCAACAGUGCCGGACUGACAUGUUGGAGAUGUCAAUUGCGGUGUGUUUCGACCACAGGUGGUUGGUUGGUGGCACCUUCAUUGAGCAGGACGGGCUUGUGGUAAUGGCUGGAGCAGAUUAAGUAGAAUGGUAUCAAAUACAUCAAACACAUGGUUUCCAUGUGUUUAAUGCCAUUCCAUUUGUUCUGUUCCAGCCAUUAUUAUGAGCCGUCCUCUCCUCAGCAGCCUCCACUGGUUUCAACUAAUCCAAUUCGGUGCAAAAGCAAGGGAAUUGUUCAGAAUCGACACGUACUUGAAUUAUUGUUCGAUCUUUGCAUUCAUACAUGGUCUACAUAUCAAAUUAAAUCAAAUAUAUUUAUAAAGCCCUUCUUACAUCAGCUGAUAUCUCAAAGUGCUGUACAGAAACCCAGCCUAAAACCCCAAACGGCAAGCAAUGCAGGUGUAGAAGCACAGUGGCUAGGAAAAACUCCCAUGAAAGGCCAAAACCUAGGAAGAAACCUAGAGAGGAACCAGGCUAUGAGGGGUGGCCAGUCCUGGCUGUGCCGGGUGGAGAUUAUAACAGAACAUGGCCAAGAUUUUCAAAUGUUCAUAAAUGACCAGCAUGGUCAAAUAAUAAUAAUCACAGGAGUUGUCGAGGGUGCAGCAAGUCAGCACCUCAGGAGUAAAUGUCAGUUGGCUUUUCAUAGCCGAUCAUUCAGAGUAUAUCUACCGCUCCUGCUGUCUCUAGAGAGUUGAAAACAGCAGGUCUGGGACAGGUAGCACGUCCGGUGAACAGGUCAGGGUUCCAUAGCCGCAGGCAGAACAGUUGAAACUGGAGCAGCAGCACGGCCAGGUGGACUGGGGACAGCAAGGAGUCAUCAUGCCAGGUAGUCCUGAGGCAUGGUCAUAGGGCUCAGGUCCUCUGAGAGAGAGAAAGAAAGAGAGAAUUAGAGAGAGCAUAUUUAAAUUCACACAGGACACCGGAUAAGACAGGAGAAGUACUCCAGAUAUGACAAACUGACCCUAGCCCCCUGACACAUAAACUACUGCAGCAUAAAUACUGGAGGCUGAGACAGGAGGUGUCAGGAGACACAUACAUGAUCUUUAUUCAUGUGUACCCUAAUAUGAGUUAAUUGACAGGGUAUUGGACCCAAGUAUAUAACUACAGUACCACAGAGAAAAGUAUCUCUGACCUUUAAGUUUUUCUCCGCUGGCGAACUUGAACACGUUUACAAACUUACAAAUGAUUUUGGGCUCUUACAUGCCCUUAAUAGUUCAUGUUGUGACCACAGACUUGAAGGAUAUGCUCUCGUCACCGCUUUCAUAAAUACUCAACUCUCUUACACACAGUUUGGAGUAUUUGCUGGCAGUUGUGCAAUACGUAAUGCUCCCAGCGGGGCCAGGAGAGUCUAAAAUGAGCUGACACUGCUGGGUUCCAGAGAAUCACAGCAACACCAAAUAAUGCAAUAUAACGGCUGGUGGAGGAGCAUGCUACACUUCAACUCACUUGAUGCUGUGGUGUCAAGAUGACUUCAGUGUUGUGAAGAGUCCAAACCCCACUUAGAUGGUGUCCAAUGUUUUAUUCAUUUUUAUAUUUUCAAAGUUUACUCAGACAAAAGUAUGCCCAAAGUGGUUUACUUUACGAGGUAAUUGCCGGUACUUGACCUCAUGGUUAUCAUUAUUCAUUUACUAUUGGAGCUCGGUCUCACACAUUGGCACAUAACUCUCUCCUUGAGGUUUUCAAGACAUUUCCAAUUAAGUUGAAUUUGUCCUUUGAAACAUUACAGUCUUACAGCAAAUACAUCCAAUAGCUGUACUUAAUGUCCUGUUCUUUUCCCUUUACUUUACUUUAAUUUGCGGACUAAGUGACACAAUUGAUUUUCAAUACAUUAAAAUGUUGUCCAAAUUAAAGUAGAGACUGUGGGUACAUAAUGUCUUGGCCACAAUAUGGUUCAUUAAAUAUAGCUCUGAUGGGUGCUGAGUAAGAGUGUUCAUCAUACUGCUCAGUCCUCUGGCAUGGCACGGGAUGUGUGUGUGUGCGUGCAUGCCUGCGUGUAUGUAUGUUAGCAAGCUUACCAUAUGAAGUUAUGACCUCCCUCUCAUAACUACUUUGUAAGGUUGUUUCAACAGGGGCGAACUUUUACAUUGAAAAGUAUUCAGUACAGCACCAAACAGGGGCACAUGUUGCAUUAUUGUAGGUUGUAAAACAACAUAUCAAACCUGGUCUGCAAUGUAUCGUGAUCACCAAUAUACUGUUGUGCUUUAAUUAAAUGGAUGCAUGUGUGUGUACUCAUAAUGCAGUGUAUGUCUUGUCGCUCAAUAGUGUGGAAUGCACUACUCGCUACUCAUCAGACUGGCAUUGUGUAGUUGCAUUUACACUUUUCGUCAUCACUGUCUAUGUUCCUUUUUUUACAGAUUUAGAUCAACUGCUAUCUGAUGUCAGCAUUUGUCAGAUCUUCAGGUCUAUUCACUUGUAAAAGUUGCUUUCUACAAAUGUACUGUAUUUUUUGUUUCACUCUUACAUUUUCAAGUUAAAAGCCAUUGUACAGUUAGUGUAAAUAUAGUAUCUGUCAGCAAUCAGUAUUUUAUUUUACAAGAGCAGUGAGAACCACAAAGUUUUGGCUUCUCCUGUUCAAUAAAACAUGUUUUUUUUAUUAUUGAACUCCAUUUGGAAUGAGGAUUAUGGUAAAAGAUUGGAUUCUGGAGCAGUUGGAGUACUUGAACAUUGCAGAGCCAAAUAAAUGAGAUUUCUCUUAUGCUGUU
This is a messenger RNA of Oncorhynchus masou masou (cherry salmon), 6287 nucleotides long. RefSeq names its product disintegrin and metalloproteinase domain-containing protein 12-like. The transcript has 23 exons. Bases 355 to 3234 code for a protein of 959 amino acids. Gene Ontology annotation, molecular function: metalloendopeptidase activity. Gene Ontology annotation, biological process: proteolysis. The record is from RefSeq and is a predicted model, not a curated record. Lineage: Eukaryota; Metazoa; Chordata; Actinopteri; Salmoniformes; Salmonidae.